AGUGCCGCGUUUUGGUGGGCCGCGGGGCUGGGCGCCGCCCCUCGCGGGGUGGGGGGGGGGGGGCCCGCCGGCGCAUGGCGACGCGCGGCGGCGCCCGCGCGUCCAGUGGCAGCGGCUGCCAUGCCGCCGCCACGGCGCGGUCUGCAGUGUUUCGUCCCGCUCGCGGUCGUCGGGGCGGUCCGAUUGCAGGUCAUGGUGACCAGCAGGUGGGAGUCCGCGUGGCGCCGCCACACGCAGCGGCGCGCGAUCCGCGGUUGCCUGCCGCCGGCGGGUUCGGGGCACGAGGUGGAGCUCCUGUUCUUCAUGGGCGACCUCAACGGCACCGAUGAGCAUCUCGCUCGGCGGGAGCAGGAGGAGUUCGGCGACCUCGUCCUCGUCGGCGGGCCCGACUCCGACCCGCCCGUGCCGCGGGACGCCACCUACGUGCUGGACCGGCCGGCCGCCCGCGCCUACCGCGUGGCGCACGGCAGCCGCUGGCUAGCCGAGCACAGGCCG
Prorocentrum cordatum is the source of this 495-nucleotide messenger RNA. NCBI's taxonomy places the organism in Eukaryota, Dinophyceae, Prorocentrales, Prorocentraceae. The record is from the annotation of a GenBank genome assembly.